UUCGUAUAUAUAUAUAUAUAUGUAUUGCAUAUUGAGAGGUUAUGUUUUCUGUCGAAUAGAUCGACUAUUAUUUUGGGUUUAUCACGUGUAUGCACAUUAGUCAAAAUAAUUGCGAAUGACUUUAAACAUUUUUUCAAAACUUUGUUAUCAUAAACGUUUGAAAUCCAAUAUUUAUUUAUUAAAUGAUUGUCAUAAGUGUGUACGAUUCAGAAACACCUUCAGUAUGAACGAAAAAGAAAUAAGAAAAACUAUUGCUCGAAUUAAUUGCACAAAAAACAUUCAACUAUCAGAGAAAGCAAAAUUUUCAUCUCUAAUUUCCAUUAAGAUUCUAGGUUCUGGAGUACGUGGCACCCCAAGCUGUCUCUAUGUGGUAUCUGAUCACUUGAGAUAUUUAUUUAAUUGCGGAGAAGGUACUCAGCGACUUGCUCAUGAACACCAUCUAAAAUUAUCAAGAUUAGGAAAUAUUUUCAUUACGGCGCCGACAUGGAAAAACAUUGGAGGAUAUCCUGGUGCAGUUCUGACAAUUCAAGAUGCAGGAUUACCAUCACUUACUCUUCAUGGACCUAAAGGCAUUUCAAAUCUUCAUACGGCAAUGGAAAAAUUCGUUUCUCUUCCAUUUAUAACUAUUAAUGAAGCUAAAUGUAGUGAAGAUGAUGUUUAUCAAGAUUAUUGUAUGUCCGUAAAAUAUGUUCACUUAAAAAAAUCCACAGUUAUAUUUGAACGUGAAGAAACAUCAGAAUACAUAUAUAUGGAUGACAUAAAUUACUAUGAUCAUGAGAUUAAUAGCUACGGUAAACGGUCUUCUAGUAAAACUCGAGCAGAAAACAAAUUUUCAAAACGAGAAAUAAGUCGAUAUUUAGGAACCAAAAUAACUACUUGUAUUUCAUAUAUUUGUACCGUUAACGCUAAGCCUGGUCAAUUAAAUUUAGAAAAAUGUGUCAAAUAUGGAAUUAAACCUGGACCAUUGUUAGGAAAACUAAAAAAUGGUGAGGAUGUUAUUUUAGAUGAUGGAAAAAUUGUAAAAAGUUCAGAUGUUGUUGAUUCGUCAAAUCCUGAAUGUGCUUUUAUUGUUCUCGAAUGUCCUACUGAAGACUAUUUGGAUUCACUUGUUGAACAUAAAAAAUUCAAAGAUUAUCAAAUUGGAGGAUUGUAUGGAGAUUCACAAGUUAAAUAUAUAUUUCAUUUUUCUCCAGAAAAUAUUAUGCAAAAUCCACGAUAUGUUGAGUGGAUGAAAAAGUUUGAUCCUAAUACUACACAUGUGGUACUUAAUGACAAAAACGAAUGUAUAAGUUCUGGAGGUGUUCAUCGUAAUCAAUACAAAUUAAACCUGCUACAUCCUCAUAUAUUCCCUUUACUUCAAGAACCAAAAAUUGAUGAACAUACAAAAAAUUCAUUGAAUAGUAAAGAAAUUUUUGGAAACUUAAAAAUUCAUCGAGCAAAAGUAUUGAAUUCAAUUAAUCUUCGUGGCCCACGAGAUACAAUGUUGGGUCUAAACAAUUUGGAUGUACAGGUAAAUCAUGAGGAAUGUAUUAAUGAGGUGAUGGAAAUAGAAGGCACUGAUAGUUCCUUAGAAAAUCUUAGAAAAGAAAUCAAUGCUAGGUCUACAUUGAUUGAAAAUUCUCCAUCAUUUCCAAAAAUCGCAAUGCUUGGAACUGGCUCAUCUAUUCCCAACAAAGUUAGAAAUGUUAGUGGCAUUCUUUUAAGAAUUGAUGAAGAUACUAGUAUCUUAUUAGACUGUGGUGAAGGUACUACUGGACAAAUAGUUAGAUUAUACGGACCAAAAGCUGAUAAUAUUUUUGCUAGUAUAAAGGCUAUUUAUGUGUCUCACCUACAUGCAGAUCAUCAUUUGGGUAUGAUUGGAGUUCUUUUAGAACGAAAAAAAUUUACUAGUGAACCAUUCUUUCUCAUAGCACCAAAAAGUAUCGAAUCAUAUCUUCGAUUUUAUAAUAAACUAUUUGAAUCUAUUGAGAGCUCGAUCACUCUUGUACCGAAUCAAGGAUUUAUAGAACAUUCACAUAACUUACUUCCUAGUGAUAUUCGGUCAAAUCUUUUUAAAAAACUUAAUAUUAAUAAUUUACAGACAGAAGAAGUAUUACAUUGUUUACACUCUUUUUGUGUUGCUUUAACUUUAAAAAAUGGAUAUAAAAUUGUUUACAGUGGUGAUACAAAACCAUGCCAUGGUGUACGUACUCUUGGUCAAGAUUGCGACUUAUUAAUACAUGAAGCCACAAUGGAAGAUGGUUUAGAAUUUGAGGCUGAGAAAAAAAGACAUUCAACAAUCACUCAAGCAAUAACUGAAGGAAAUAAGAUGAAUGCACGGCACAUUUUAUUGACACAUUUUAGUCAACGUUAUUGCAAAAUUCCUUUAUAUCCUAAUCAUAUUGAGAAUUUGAAUUUUGAUAACGUUGGCGUUGCCUAUGAUAAUAUGGAAUUUAAAUUAUCUGAAUUAACAUUAUUACCAUUGUUUUAUCCCACUCUAAAACAUAUAUUUAGUGAAUUUCAAACAUUCAUGGAAGAAAGAACUUUAAGAAUGAAGAAAAUUAAAUAAUUUGAAAUAUGUAUA
Molecule: messenger RNA, 2563 nt
Organism: Chelonus insularis
Lineage: Eukaryota; Metazoa; Arthropoda; Insecta; Hymenoptera; Braconidae
Gene: RNaseZ
Product: ribonuclease Z
Exons: 6
Coding region: 116-2548 (810 amino acids)
Biological process (GO): mitochondrial tRNA 3'-end processing
Cellular component (GO): mitochondrion
Molecular function (GO): 3'-tRNA processing endoribonuclease activity
Source: RefSeq, a predicted model, not a curated record